AUGUUUAGAUUUGUUACGCAAGAAUUAACUAGUCAAUACAAUUAUUUACAAUUGUCAUCAAAGUUUGGAGCUGCCCAUGCUUAUCCUGGAUUUAGUAGUCUGUUCGUUCAUCUAAGCAAUGAAGACUAUUCGACUGCUGAUAAAUUAGUAAGAUUUAUAGCAUUAAGAAAAAUUCAAGUUGAUCGUUUGAUUAAUAAAAUCGGUAUUAAAAUUAAUUCCGAUAUUCAAAGUGUAAUGGAUUUAAGAAAUAGUUUAACUCAAGCUAAAGAAAAUAAUAAGCGAUCGUGGCGAGAAUUAGAAAGAUGUCAUAAAAUUGCCGUAGAUAAAAAUGAAUUUAAUAUACAAGAUUAUUUGGAAACAAAUCAAUUGGAACAUCAUAUUAAAGUAGAAAAAUUGUUGUCCGAUAUUGAAAAUCGUAUUGAUGAAGUUCGAAGUGAUCAAACGGAAUUAAUCAAAUUUAUGAUCGAUGAAGAAUUAUUGGAAACAUACGGUGAUAGAAGAACCAAAGUAUGGUAA
Molecule: messenger RNA, 516 nt
Organism: Didymodactylos carnosus
Lineage: Eukaryota; Metazoa; Rotifera; Eurotatoria; Philodinida; Philodinidae
Source: the annotation of a GenBank genome assembly